Syngnathoides biaculeatus (alligator pipefish) is the source of this 1955-nucleotide messenger RNA. RefSeq names its product cilia and flagella associated protein 299 (gene cfap299). The record is from RefSeq and is a predicted model, not a curated record. The transcript has 6 exons. Bases 66 to 755 code for a protein of 229 amino acids. NCBI's taxonomy places the organism in Eukaryota, Metazoa, Chordata, Actinopteri, Syngnathiformes, Syngnathidae.
UCCGCUUCCGUGUGUAACAAGAAGUCUCAGUGGUUGCCACGGAAACUCUACAACACACCGGCGAAAUGGAGUCUCACGAAACGAGUGAUUUACGAGACCCGGUGAACUGCUUUAAGGACUACGAAGAUUAUUUGGACUCCAAAGUCACGGCGAUGGAUUUGUUUUUCCUCAAAAACAAGGAGUCGGCCCGCAAGCUGGUGGAGCACGGGCACAAGGGCACUGUGCUGAGUCUGCAGGAAUUUGAGCAGCGGAAAGCAGCAUCGCCAUCAGCGAGCCGUUACCACCAGAACCAGACUACAAUGCUUGCGAGCUCAGGAUAUGACAUCCAGGACAACUUCCUGAGGGCGCUGGCGGAGCGUGAGGAGGCCAAUCGGAUGGGGAAAAUGACUUCGCUGAUCUUCAUGCGCGAUGCUAACGCUCUCGGACAGGAAGUGUCUGGCUAUCUCGACUACGCCCACAGACUGCAGACGCAGGACUUUGCGCCAUAUUUCAGUGGGAGAAAGAAGCUGGUGCCAGGACCCUCAGAUUUAUGUUACUAUAAUUGGGCCAAUCAGGUUUCAUCUUCCAGCUGCAGCUCAAAUUAUGAACCCAUUUAUGACCACCCUGAUGGUCUUCUGUUCAGGAGGAAGCUGGACAGCAAGAUUCUCAAUGUGGACCCCAAGUGCGAUCCCGGCGAGGACUCAAGGAGGACCAUGGUGCAGUCAGGCCUUUACUCACAUGUUGUCAUCCUGGACCACUACAUUACAAGCGUCUGAAAUAUACACACACCCUAUAAUUUGAUGGGGGCAACAAAGGAAAAGGUCCACUGGAGGGGGGGGCAGACAUAUCACACAUGCCAUCUGGGCGGAGGCACAUCAACAUUCCCUUUUUAACUUUGUUAUCAUCUUAAUCAUCAACAGUGUUGCUUCCACAAUGUAAGAUGUUAUAAUCGGACCGGACUUGCCUUUCAUCAUUUUGCCCUUUUUAGCUCAAUUAAUCUAUUUUGGUCACAAUCUAAGCCUGUAGAGUUGGGUUGUGUGUUUAUUAGCGAGUCAUCAAAGUUCCCCCGUGAUGCUGCCCUCACACGCAAGGAUGAAAAAUGUUUUUUUCAGACCGUUUAUGUCAUCUAUCUGUCUUGUAUACAUGGUUCAAAUUUAGUGGCAAUCAGAUGUAAUCUUUGAAAAAAGCUUGUCCUUGAAGGACCCCUUUAAAUGGGCACUUCAAACAUAAAAAAGGCAGAAAAUCUUGUUUCUGUUUGGCAGUAAGUUUUUCUACUCAUGAUAGACAUGCCUACUAAAUGUCAUGUUGCUAAGUUAGAAUGGCUUUGGGGGGGUGAAUCACCCCUCCCCCCCCCCACCCACACACACAUACACACACAUACAAAAAUUCAAAGGAUCACUAAAAAUGGCAAAAUUGAGCCCGAAAUGGCCAAUACCAAGAAAAACUGUAGACCUCAAGUAUGUGGCAUGGCUUGUUGAGCCUCAUCUACUUAUGGUAGACAUGUCUCCUAAAUUUUAUACUGCUGGGUUAAAAUGGCUUUUGGAGCAUAUAUUAUAUAGAAACAAAACACCGAUAUCUGCUUAGAGCCUCGUUAAAAAUGUUAUUAGCUUUUCAAGUCAUCCAAUUUGACUGCAAACUUGGAUUAUACACAAUGACAAAAACUCACAAGCUUGCCUAUUCAGUGUUGUACAUCUGUCUAGUAUACCAGGUUCAAAUUUGUUCAUAAUCAGAAAAAAAUAUUCGUCAUGGUAUAUGGUGUUUGAUAGGCCCCUGAAAGACAAACCAUAGGAUAGCAAUGGUGCAACCAAGAAAAUAAAGCACGAUAUAUUAAUUGCGGGUGCUUUAUUUCAAAUUUAAUGGUUUAAUUUUGAUACAAAUGCAAUUGAAAUGAAUGCAAUCCGUGAAUUUAAAGUAUCUUUUUUUAAAUCAACAAUUCUAAUAAAUAACACAUUGUAUGUGUUACUUGCAAGCACAAA